GGGCUGGGGUUUGGGGUCGGGUUUGUGGGCGUCUGUGCAUUGGUUGGGAACUCACGGGCUCGGAGUCCUUGCAUCUUAUUUUUUUUUUUUUUAAAUCGCCUCUCCUUUUCACCCUCUUAUUUCCUGCGGGAUUAUCUUUGAGGGGAAAACCAUGGUUGUCAAGGUCUUCAUUGCAAACCAGUCCGGGUCCACCGCGAUUAAAAAGAAGCAACAGGAUGUUCUCGGUUUCUUAGAAGCCAAUAAAAUUGAUUUUAAAGAAAUGGAUAUAGCAGCACAUGAGGAAAACCGAAAAUGGAUGCGGGAGAAUGUUCCCGGGGAAAAACGCCCUCAGAAUGGUAUUCCUCUUCCUCCACAGAUCUUUAAUGAUGAACAGUAUUGUGGGGACUUUGAGAGUUUCUUCAAUGCCAAAGAGGAUAAUGGAGUUUAUGCAUUUCUUGGUCUGACGCCACCUCCUGGUUCAAAGGAAGCUCAUCAGGCUGCAAUCAUCCAGAAUGGUGAAAUUCCAGAAAAUAAAGAAAUCCUUCACUUGCAUAGAGCCAGCGAUGAUCAGCUUGGAGAAAAUAAUGAAAUGUUGCAUAAUCACUAUGAACGGUCAACAGAUAUAAAUGAAAACAUUGGUGAGAACAAAACUGCAAAGGAUGAGGAGCCUCCUCACCAAAUGGUUGAUCUAGAAGAUGCUGAGGAAGAAUCUCGCAAACCUGAGUCUCCUCCUGAUGGUGAACCUGUGGAAAAAGAGGACAAGGAGGAAGAGGAGCCAGUUACAGAGGAUGAAGAAGAGCACCCUGUAACUGAGGACGAGGAAGAUGAAGAAGCAGUGACUGAGGAUGAGGAGGAAGUGGAUGAAUCUUAAAAAAAUAUUUUUCCUUUUAUGUGAUUUCAUCUGCAAGGGUUUAAGGAAGCAGAGGCCCUUGCAGAACAAGUGUAGGGACUUGACCCAGGAACAUUGGACCGCCCAUGGUGAUCUCAGAAAACAUGUUGGCACUGCCCCCCAAAACAUUUCUUCAAUUGAAAGCAUGGAUUUCUACAGAGGCGUAGCCUUCAAACCUCCACCCCCUUUUGCAAAUAUUGAGCCGCAGCCAAUCUUUCCCUUCCAUUUUGUAGAUGAUUUGGAUUCAAUGGACUUUGCAGAAGCAAAACUAUUUUUUUUUUGGAAGUUAAUGUGAGCAGUCCCAUUUCUAGGGCAUGAUUAAACUCUGCUUUUUAUUCUGAAAAUUUCCUCCUUGGGGAUGCCAGUUAGAGCCUUAACUCAAAGCUUGCCUUCAAAGAGGAACUGCCAAUUGCUGCAAAAAUGUUUUUGUCAUCUUAAUUAUAUGCCAGGUUGCCUAUUUUCCUCUUUUUUUGCCAGUGUUCCUUUCGCUGAAAUCAAUUGCUGUGAAUGAUAGAAAGAGUAAUUACUGAUAAAUGAUGCAAUUAAUUUUUUUUUAUAAAAUCACUCUUUCAUGAUUUCUUUUAGUGUUUCAUUAAACAGAGGAAAGGUUUCAUCACAGUAGAAAUGAUGCUGGUUUAGCAAGGAAAGACAAAACUCGGCAGGUCAGGCAACAUCAUUUGAGAGCAGCAAGAUUCACAGAUGAGGUACAUUGAGGGAGGGUCCCGCAGAACCCCCGUUGGCGAGGGGAGGAAAACUUCUUCAAAGUUCUGAAACCUAUUCAAAAUCUGGAGAAGGGUUCCGAUCCAAAAAGUCACCGAUGCAUGUCCUCCUGGGAUGCUACCUGACCCACUGAGUUACUCCAGCACUUUGUGUCUUUCAAAGGUUUAAUCAUAGCAAGGUUUGAUCUUCGGAUUUAUUUAUAUUCAUCCGAAAUGUGGCUCGAGUUACUUCCAUUUCUAAAGAACAAGUUUGUCUUGUCGUGACAUAUCUGACAAUAUUAGUCCUCCAUUCACAUUUUGUACAGCUGCACAUUUUCCAAUUUCAUAUUGGGAUUGGGGAAGUACUUCAAUUACGUUAAAUGAACCCCAAUAUGAAAACACUCCUGAAAUAAACAGCGGCAGUUUUCCUGUU
Amblyraja radiata (thorny skate) is the source of this 1999-nucleotide messenger RNA. RefSeq names its product SH3 domain-binding glutamic acid-rich-like protein. The coding region runs from base 152 to 850 and encodes 232 amino acids. The record is from RefSeq and is a predicted model, not a curated record. The transcript is spliced from 12 exons. NCBI's taxonomy places the organism in Eukaryota, Metazoa, Chordata, Chondrichthyes, Rajiformes, Rajidae. Gene Ontology annotation, cellular component: cytoplasm.